AUGUGUCGAGAUGGAAAGUUUCAGUCCCCUAUAGACAUCCAACCACGUGACCUCCUGUACGACCCUUCCCUUACCUAUUUGAAUAUACAAACCAAAAAGAUUACAGGCAACUUAACGAAUACGGGACAUGAUAUAACGCUCCAUAUUGAUGAUACGUACAUCAAACUACUGAAUGCUUCCAUGGGCCCUCUCCAAUACAACUACCACAUCUAUCAGGUCAAAGUUCACUACGGUCGUGAGGAGAAUAUGGGAUCAGAACAUACUAUAGACGGACAACAAUUACCAGCUGAGAUACAGGUGUAUGCAUACAAUUGCGAUCUUUAUAGCAAUGCUUCACAAGCGAUGGCUUCACCAAAGGGAAUUGCAGUUUUCGCUAUUUUUGCGGUGUUUGGAAGCCCAGACAACGAAGCAUUUAGAUUAAUGUCAGCGAGAAUAGAAGACGUCCUGUUAAAAGGUAAAGUUAUUUCCCUCACCGGAAUUCCAAUAGACAUACUAUUUCCUGACACCAAUCAUUAUGUGACAUAUGAAGGAUCCUUCACCCAACCUGGUUGCCAUGAGUCAGUCACUUGGGUCGUAUUUAACAAGCCAAUCAAAAUUCAGAAGUGGCAGUUGGAAACAUUUCGUAACAUCAAACAAGGCGGGGAGGAUAACUCGGAUUUAAUGCUAGAAAAAAACCACAGACCAACUAUGCCUCUUAAUAAUCGUGUAGUUCGAACGAACAUAAAUUUUAAUGUUCCGACCGAUACGUGUAGUAUGAAGAUACGAAGAUUUUAUGGAGUAAACAGUCAAUUCAGUUUGUAG
This is a messenger RNA of Ylistrum balloti, 801 nucleotides long. RefSeq names its product carbonic anhydrase-related protein 10-like. The record is from RefSeq and is a predicted model, not a curated record. Gene Ontology annotation, molecular function: zinc ion binding; carbonate dehydratase activity. Bases 1 to 801 code for a protein of 266 amino acids. The transcript is spliced from 8 exons. NCBI's taxonomy places the organism in Eukaryota, Metazoa, Mollusca, Bivalvia, Pectinida, Pectinidae.